Hyla sarda is the source of this 1470-nucleotide messenger RNA. It is a transcript of the gene DSCC1, whose product is annotated as DNA replication and sister chromatid cohesion 1. The transcript has 10 exons. The record is from RefSeq and is a predicted model, not a curated record. Lineage: Eukaryota; Metazoa; Chordata; Amphibia; Anura; Hylidae. The coding region runs from base 174 to 1340 and encodes 388 amino acids. Gene Ontology annotation, biological process: mitotic sister chromatid cohesion; maintenance of mitotic sister chromatid cohesion. Gene Ontology annotation, cellular component: chromosome, centromeric region; chromatin; Ctf18 RFC-like complex.
AGUAGAACCAUGUGACGUGGAGUUCUCCGGCGUGUUGUAGUUUGACACAGGACUAGCCAGCGCUUGGUGUGUACGCGUCCCUCCUGUGUCUACAGCUGCUUGGUACGUCCCGUCCUGUGUCUACAGUUGCUUGCUGUACUCUUCAUCUCACAGAAUUUGGAGACUCCUUUAUCAUGAGUCGCACACGAGAAGAAGUAGAGGCCACGCUGCAAACUGCCAAAGUGAACGUGGAGGAUCUACGCAGUACUGCGCAAUGUCUGACAUUCAGCGAGACAUUUACAUCAGGGGAUUACAGCCUAAUGGAGGUGGAUGACGCUCUUUGCAAAGAACUUGAGGCAGGAGGAAGCCUUGUGAUUCGAGGUGACAAAGGGGAUCACGCCGUCCUGUGUAGUCAGAACAAAACCUAUGACUUGAAAAUCGCUGAUACCUCCAAUUUAUUGUUGUUUAUUCCCGACGGUAAAACUCCAGACCUCCUGCCGGCUGAUCAGCUGCCCCUGAGCAUCGUGUCCUCUGAGAUUGCAGGAUUCUCUAAUCAUUACUGGGAGCUGAGGCGGUGCAGACCUAAACUGAAGAAGUUGAAGAAACUUUUGCUAGAAAACCCCUUUGAAGGACCAGAGAAUGAGAAAAACACAAGUGCUUCAAUGUACACUACAGAGGACCUAUUAAAUCAGAUUCAAGCAAGCAAUGAAGAAUUGAUGGACCACCUUAAAGCCAUACAUGCCUGCAGUAUUAAAGGGUUUUGGAGACUUCUGGACUUUGAUUAUGAGAUGAAGCUUCUGAAUGACAUUACCCAGUUAAUGGACUCAGAAUCCUGGUCUUUUAGUCGAGUGCCUCUGAAAGUGUGCCUGGAGGAGCUUCGUAUUCUUCAUCCAAAAGAAAUGAUUGAGCACUGCUUGGAGUGUUUUGGGAAAAAGUUUUCUGAGGAAGGAGAAGUCCUCUUUGCUUUGGAGGAGGAUAAAAUCUGCAGAGUCACCGCCCAGAUGAUCCUCCAGAACGCUGUAAAAUUUAAUCUAUCAGAGUUUCAGGAAGUCUGGCAGCAGAGUGUUCCUGAGGGCAUGACAACCAGGCUGGACCAGCUGAAGGGCCUUGCCUUGGUGGACCGAACCUCUCGGCCCGAGACCAUUUUUCUUCUAAAGACAGAGGACCUUUCCGAAGACACUCAGGAGAGGUUCAAUACUCUCUUCAGUAUGAGAGAGAAGUGGACAGAAGCUGAUAUUUCACCAUAUAUACAAGACCUGUGCGGUGAGAAGCAAACCAUUGGAGCCCUGCUGACCAAGUAUGCACGGUCUUCUCUUCAGAAUGGCGUAAAAGUGUUUAAUUCCAGACGACCAAUUUCCUAAAGCAAUGUACUGAUGUAAUGUUGUAAUAUAUUGUGGUUUCCAUUUUAAGAUUUUAUUGUAUGGUAGUGUUGUAGCAUGUGUUAUUUGUGUGACUGUGUCUAUUUCAAGAAGAACACUCUUUGUGGAAGCA